GACGUCCCUUUCCUGCCCCGCCUCUCUGCGAGCAAUGGAGGCUGGAAGCGCGGAGCCCUCUUCGUGCGCGGCGAUGUUGGCGAGCGGGGUUGCACGGAGGGAGCCUCGAAAGAAAGGAUACAUCUGGGGGGUCAAGGCUAAGGGAGAGCCAUCCGAAGUAUCACUGGAAAAAGCUGAGGAGCAGAUGCAGGAGCAGAAACUGAGGAGUCAAGAUGGAGCAAAGAGACAAGAGGAGAGACAGACUCACACAGGGGACAAACCUUAUAAAUGCUUGGAGUGUGGAAAGAGCUUCAGUCGGAGUAGCCAUCUUACUUCGCAUCAAAGAACUCACAUGGAAAACAAACCUUAUGAAUGCUUCGAGUGUGGAAAGAGCUUCAGGUGGAGUAGCGCCCUUACGUCGCAUCAAAGAACUCACACAGAGUACAAACCUUAUAAAUGCUUGGAGUGUGGAAAGAGCUUCAGUCAGAGUGGCCACCUUACUUCGCAUCAAAGAACUCACACAGGGGACAAACCUCAUAAAUGCUUGGAGUGUGGAAGGAGCUUCAGGUGGAGUAGUGCCCUUACUUCACAUCAAAAAAUACACACAAGAGACAAACCUUAUGAAUGCUUGGAGUGUGGAAAGAGCUUCAGUCAGAGUGGCCACCUUUCUUCGCAUCAAAGAACUCACACAGGGGACAAACCUCAUAAAUGCUUGGAGUGUGGAAAGAGCUUCAGUCAGAGCAGCAGCCUGACUUUGCAUCAAAGAACUCACACAGGGGAUAAACCUCAUAAAUGCUUGGAGUGUGAAAAGAGCUUCAGUCGGAAUGACCAGCUUACUUUGCACCACAAAACUCACACAGGAGACAAACCUUAUAAAUGCUUCGAGUGUGGAAAAAGCUUCAGUCAGAGUAGCGCCCUUACUUCGCAUCAAAGAACUCACACAGGGGACAAACCUUAUAAAUGCUUGGAGUGUGGAAAGAGCUUCAGUCAGAGUGGCCACCUUACUUUGCAUCAUAGAAGUCACACAGGGGACAAACCUUAUAAGUGCUUGGAAUGUGGAAAGAGCUUCAGUUGUAGUAGCAACCUUACUUUGCAUCAAAGAACUCACACAGGGGAUAAACCUCAUAAAUGCUUGGAGUGUGAAAAGAGCUUCAGUCGGAAUGACCACCUUACUUUGCACCAGAAAACUCACACAGGAGACAAACCUUAUAAAUGCUUCGAGUGUGGAAAAAGCUUCCGAUGGAGUAGCUCCCUUAUGGUGCAUCAUAGAAGUCACACAGGGGACAAACCUUAUCAAUGCUUGGAGUGUGGAAAGAGCUUCAGUCAGAGUGGCCAGCUUACUUCGCAUCACAAUACUCACACAAGGGACAAACCUUAUAAAUGCUUCGAGUGUGGAAAAAGCUUCAAAUGGUGUAGCGCCCUUACGGUGCAUCAAAGAUCUCACACAGGGGACAAACCUUAUAAAUGUUUGGAGUGUGGAAAGAGCUUCAGUCAGAGUGGCCACCUUACUUCGCAUUACAAAACUCACACAGGAGACAAACCUUAUAAAUGCUUCGAGUGUGGAAAAAGCUUCAGAUGGAGUAGCUCCCUUAUGGUGCAUCAUAGAAGUCACACAGGGGACAAACCUUAUCAAUGCUUGGAGCGUGGAAAGAGCUUCAGUCAGAGUGGCCACCUUACUUCACAUCACAGAACACAUACAGGGAACAAACCUGAUACUUGCUUGUAGUGUAGAAUGGCUACCUUCAGGCACAUCAAAGGAUCCGUUCAAAGGAAGAGAUGUAUAGAUGCUUUGAAUUUGGAAAAAGCUUUAAGUGGAGUUCAACUCUUUCUGUGCAUCAGUGGAUCCAUAUGGGGAAGCCAGGCUACCAACAGGAUUUUUAUGGGCAGUUUCAGACCCCUGACAAUCUUCUUCUCUUAGCUUAACCACAGACUGUUCCACUUCCCUUCACCUGCUAUUUUAUUAUGGAGUUGGCAUGGGAUUCAAUCUCUCCAGCUUAACUGUUUAUGUAGGAACAACAUUCGCUCCCAAUGAUGGUGCAAGUCAUUCCAUCCGUAGCGAGCAGAGUCCAGUGCCAUCCUGUUUUGGAGAACCGUUUUCCUUAUUUAGGUUUGGGUUGCUGGUAGAGUCUUUAUAGUCUUAGAGGCCACAGGAACAGCUUCUUUGAUCUCAUUUGCAAGAAUUUCCACUGUAGAUUGAAUCUCAAUCCUCCAGAACCCACGGCAGCCGUGCCAGCCAAGGGCAGGAAAGAGCCCAUCGUUAGUGGCCUGCUGUUUUCUAUGUCCCAUUGUGCAGAGUGGCGAGCAGGUUUUGAUUUCUCUCUUUUUCUCUCUCAUUGGGGAGGCUCUCUUGUUCCUGAUUCUACCAAGUGGGAGUACCUGAGUGACCCUGACAGCUGGUAUAAGCCAGGCAACAUAGUUUGGCAAUACUUUAUAGGCUUUAUCUCCACAGACCCAAUCAUGUCGUACAAGAGCUUCCCAUGGCUCUUUGUGGAAGGGGGAAAGACCAUGUUUUCCAUGGUUGAACUUACUACCUUUGGUAGUAGUGGCCAGCUAUCCCCCGUCAAGGGACACCACCACCUGGAUCAUGAGGAUUGCUAGUCCUGUUCCCAAAACAGGCUCCCCAGUUGUUCAGGUAUUUACAGACCCAUGCUUGUUGACCAGCAGAAUUGGUAAAGGCAGAGCAAUGGAUCAUGUUGUCAAUAGAAUAGUUACAGGAUGCAUGAAAAUCAUGAUAAUGUUGGCAGAAAGUGGGAUUCUGGGUGAGGUUAUAAUGGAGAAUUUUAUAUAUCCACACAUAUAAACAUAGAAGGCAUUUGUUUAUGAAAUAUAAUAAAAUCACAAGGAACUAAGCAAAAAGGCCCACAGUCCUAUGAGACCCUAAAAUCCAGUCUCAUAGAGAAGCAAGUUCAGCUUGAACUUCUCAACUCAUGAAAUGAAGCAAACAGGCCUGUGUGUGUAACUUUAAUUAAUGAGUAUAUUGUUUGGAAGCAAAUGAACAUGUAACUCAUGAUUGAUAUUUUAAACCGUUUGAUCCUGAGAAAUUAAUUAUUAGUGAAAUACUGGGCAAUCAUAUAUAUUUUAUUCUUGAUUUUGUAGAGCUAUGGCUCCGACUAGUGGAAAACUUUGUAACAUUCUCAAAGUAGGAAUGAGAGAAACUUUGUGUUUUAACUCUAAUUUUUCAGAUGUCCCGGUGUGUUUAAUUUCCAUCUUGAUUGGUAGAAUACAAACGUUGUCAGUGGGUUUUCAUGGUAAAAGGUAUUCUGAAGUAGUUUGCCUUUUCUAUUCCUCUGAGGCUGAGAGAUAGUGGCUGGCUGGCCCCCAGUAGUUUUAGGAAAGGCAGACAAGGCUCCCCCUUGCCUGCACCCAGGUCCGGGGCUGCAUAUCCCACCCCACCUCACCCUAGAGGCCCCUGCCUCAGUCUUCAAUGGGAUAAGGUGGGGAGGCGGGAGAGUGGGUGGCGGGCGUCAUUGUCCCUGGCCACCUCGAUUCAUCCCCCGUGGCUGGGUUUGUCCACCACACAUAUUCCCCAGAGGAAUAAUGUCUGUCCCGCCCUCUCCUUCACUGCCUCGGCAUUUUCCCCACUCAAAGUCACCAUCAUGUGUUGUAAGCCACCCAGAGAGCUUUGGCUAUGGGGCGGUAUACAAAUGUAAUAAAUAAAUAAAUAAUGGCCAAUGUACCCGAACAUAUCAUUUCAAGGGGGUUCCCUUUGUCAUGAAAACCUGAAUUUAAGAUGGUUGUGUAGCAAAGAAUUGUAGGGUUUCAUUUGUUAAUGCGGGAUCUUAACAGGUUAACAUUUGGCUUCUGUAUUAGAGCUCUGAGUUGGCAGUUUUAUUUCCCAGCUGUGGGUAAGCAGAGGCCCACCCUAACACCCCCUUGUCAGGAGAAGCCAGGCUCCAUCAAGGUCGUACAGCCCUUGAAGUUUUAGGGAGGAUGUUCCAUUUGGCCAGGAGACGGAUGGGCCCUUUUUCCAUGAAGAAAUUUCCUGAUUGGUUAAUUGGAAUCAGCCUGUUGCUGGGCAGCUUCACAUAAGUAUGGAGCUCAAACCUUGGCUUUCGUUCCUCUCCUGGGUCCCAUCAUGCCUACUUGAUGCUGCCAGUUGAGCUUCCAUUUUGCAUCGACUCUCCUGCCUGUUCCUCUCUCUGAGGAGAGGGGUGUGUGCAACUGUCUACCUGUGUGUAAGGAGAGACUAGGCUACAUAGCUUUCUUGUUUUUCUGUUGGGACUGAACUCUCUGUAUCUUACCUUGCUCCUUUUGGGUGUGCAUAUUAAGGAACAAUUUUGCUGCUGUAAC
Rhineura floridana is the source of this 4269-nucleotide messenger RNA. RefSeq names its product zinc finger protein OZF-like. Bases 35 to 1705 code for a protein of 556 amino acids. The record is from RefSeq and is a predicted model, not a curated record. Gene Ontology annotation, biological process: regulation of transcription by RNA polymerase II. The transcript is spliced from 2 exons. Gene Ontology annotation, molecular function: DNA-binding transcription factor activity; RNA polymerase II cis-regulatory region sequence-specific DNA binding. Lineage: Eukaryota; Metazoa; Chordata; Lepidosauria; Squamata; Rhineuridae.